Messenger RNA from Alternaria ethzedia, 528 nucleotides. RefSeq lists its product as uncharacterized. The record is from RefSeq and is a predicted model, not a curated record. The transcript has 2 exons. Bases 1 to 528 code for a protein of 175 amino acids. NCBI's taxonomy places the organism in Eukaryota, Fungi, Ascomycota, Dothideomycetes, Pleosporales, Pleosporaceae.
AUGCAUCCCAUCGGACUACGCCACUUCCAUGAAUUGGUGCCACUUCCCCAGUUCGAAGAGGAGGAUUCAGGCUUCUACUUCUUUCUGGCGCAGAUCAGCCUUAGGAAGUUCCUGACACAGACUCUUGAAGUUGUCGGUUACUUUACAGGACAGGUCAUCUUCGCACCCGUCGUCGUUGGCGAGCUACGUAAACAAGUGCGCGAAUGGUACCAUCAUCUACCUUCUGCCGUUCGGUUUCCCUUGGAUUCGACGCCGCUGUUUGACUCAAGGAAGUCUUUCCUAAGGAUUCAGUACAUGGCUCUACAUGUAGUUCUUGGCUGGCCUUCGGUACUUAGGAUACUCGAGAACAGCGAAGGGGAGGCCAGUGCUCAGGAAAACGAAACGAUUGGCGUCACAAGGGAGCAUGCGCGACACUGCAUAAAGAGUUCAGCCUUGCUUCUGAGUGUCGCGGACGAGCAACUCAUGGGAAGAAAGAUGGGAACGCACUUUACACUAUACCCGUAUGGUCACUGCGUUCAAACAUGUUGA